Messenger RNA from Anarrhichthys ocellatus (wolf-eel), 2342 nucleotides. Its product is annotated as PAX-interacting protein 1-like. Gene Ontology annotation, cellular component: nucleus. The transcript has 5 exons. Lineage: Eukaryota; Metazoa; Chordata; Actinopteri; Perciformes; Anarhichadidae. Gene Ontology annotation, biological process: positive regulation of transcription initiation by RNA polymerase II. The coding region runs from base 363 to 887 and encodes 174 amino acids. The record is from RefSeq and is a predicted model, not a curated record.
CAAUGGCAAAGUAUUUGCAGCAACUAAAUAAUAUUUUAUUGGACAGAUUAAGUGAAAUUGGACAUUUUCCCACAGCACACCUGACGAUAUCUCACGGUACACUGGUGUGCUGCGGCACAGUGGUUGAAAAUCACUGCGUUACACCACUAGUUCUGUCAGUACAGAACCAAACAGUGAAUGAUAGUUGCUGCACUGCUUGUGUUUGUGCUGUGUUGGCUCACCUGUUAUGAUUGUGUGGUGUUUAGAGUCUCCAGCUGUUCCAGAAGCAGAAGAUAACAGACCAGCCUGCAAACAAGAAGGCCAGACUGGAGGAGAUCCAGUCGCCCAAUAAGAAGCUUCCUCCAGAAUCUACUCCCCGAGUCAUGUUUACAGGCUUUGAGCCCACACAAGUACAGCAGUACACAAAGAGGUUACACGCUUUAGGUGGAGAAGUAGCAGACAACAGUCAGAAAGUCACUCACCUGGUGGCUAGUAAGGUGACUCGCACCAUCAAGUUCCUCACUGCCAUGUCUGUGGUCAAACACAUCGUCAGCCCAGAGUGGCUGGAGGAGAGCUGGAGGAGCCAGAAGUUUGUGGAUGAGCAGAGCUACACUCUGAGGGAUGCAGAGGCAGAGGUGUUGUUUGGCUUCAGUUUGGAGGAGUCACUAAAGAGAGCACACAGCGCACCGCUCUUCAAGGGGAAGUACUUCUAUCUGACCCCGGGGAUCUGCCCCAGCCUCAGCACCAUGAAGCCCAUCCUGGAGAGUGCUGGAGGGAAACUGCUGGCCAAACAACCCUCCUACAGAAAGAUCAUGGAGCAUAAACAGAACAAGGUCCUCCAAAAUACCUGCAAUACUUUAAAAUGCACCCAUCCACAGUCUGUCCUUUUAUGUCCUGAAAAACACUGAUUCUUCUUUAAAAUGCUUUUAAUAUGCAGCACAAUUAGGUUGGUAAAAUGACAGUGAAGAGGUUUUAAUGGUACCUAACAUACCAAAUUUAUCAAAAGUCCUUACAGCCAAUGAAUGGAAGGUGGUGUUAUUUAAGUGGCAAUGUGUAAUUCAGCAUUUUACCUCUAGAGGUGUCAAUACAAUCUAAAUUUACAGUCAUCAGUUAUAAAAUAAAAAGCCAACUACUAACUAACAGCAGUGCAAGAAUACGUGAAAUCAGCCAAACUGCUAAAACUCUGAGAAGCAAACAACAUUGCUGUCUUCUAAUCUUCUCGCGUGCCGUCGGCCUGUAGUUUACAUUAGCUAUCUAUGUAUUUGUGCCACCAACCGGGUCCGUCUGCGCUUUGAUAGUUGUUUAUUGGAUUAAAACCAAAGUGGCAGAAACGAGAAAACGACUCGUAUUUUCGUUUUUUCCUCCCCGACACCGGGAGACUACUUUGCAGUGAGAACAACUGGUUGUCCAGGGAGACAGACCUUCAGUUAGCAGCUGUAACAACAGAAAUUUAGCCAGAGCAAAUGCCAGCACCGGGACUUUCAGACUUUCUGUUGCUUCCGUUACACAGGUUAGACCCAGCGCUCCAGCAGCCUGCUGUGACUCCAAACACUGGGAUUUGUGCUGACUGAAUGCUAAUUGUUACAGCUAACCGCUAACUGAAAGUCUGUCUCUUGGAGCCGCAGCCCGCCCUCCUCCCUGUGAAGUACGUUAGUCUCCUGGCAGCGGGAGACUUACGUUUGGAUUUAAUCAAAUAAACAAACCCUUCAAUGUGUUUGACAAGCUCUCUGGACAGCUCUGCUUCUUCGUCCUCUCAUAUUGGACUGAGGGCACACUGUGCAUUACAGUGACUCACUAUCGCCUGUCGUGGAACAAGUGGUAUUACAAGACAGGAUGGGCCAGGGCUAACUGGUUAGCAUGCUCAAUUCAGUAGAUAUCUCUGCAACACAAAACAUAGCAGGGCGCUGGCCCGGGGCAAGUAAACUCUUGAAAAAUUUGUAAAAACAUGCGUUGGGAGAUCGCCUUUAAUGCUUUCAGUCUCCGAUCACGAUAAUGCUACAUUGUGAACAUUAAGUCUGUUGAAAUCAGCAAAAGGAGAGCUAGUUAACGUUAACAGUCCUGCUUGGCUAAAUAGCUCACAGCAUAGCAACAUUUGGAACAACUAACUUAUUCAGACAGGUAAACCUAUUAUAUUGUGAUUCAUGGUCAUGAAUGCUGCUCAGAUUAAUCACAGUGACGUGCUCUUCUGCCGACAUCACGGAGUCUCUCCCUACAACAGUCCUGCUUAUAAAGCAGCUAACAGUGAAUGUAUGGAGGUUCCACUCCGUUACAAUAUGUUGCCUUCAAGCUGCAAAAAACAAUAGAAAAUGAGUAUUGGGCAACAGUAAAUGACAACAUUAUCAUGAUGUGUUCAAAUGUAAUCU